CGGAAACAUGGUGCACUUAGCACUGAUGUGGAGCUGUAUUUUGAUAUUAUUCUUGAUACGGAAUCCUGUACAAUCUACUGCCGCAGCCAUCUCGGUACAACCAAUAAUUAAUCAACACAAUAUCGAAGAUAUAAUAGCCCAACCAUAUGCUGUGCAAUCUUAUGGAGAAGGCGAUCUGAUUGUAGCCGAAUCUAAGAAACACGAAGAAGAGGAAAAGGAAGAAAGCUACGAGUCAGAGUCCAGCGAAGAAAAAGAAAGUGAGCAUAAAGCUGAAAAAGGGGAAAAGAGCAAGAAACAUCACAAAGAAGAAGAGGAACAUGCUAAAGGGGAAAAAGGGCAUCACGAAAAAGAAGGCAAAAAGGGUGAAGAGGAGGAGGAACAUGGUCAUGAAGAGAAACAUAAAAAAGGUUCCGAACAUCACAAGAAACACAAGAAAGGAGAGAAGGGAGAAAAAGGUCACGAGUUCGAAGAUCAUGGUUCAUAUAAAAAAGGUCACUCCAUCAAAGGUAAACAUAAUGUUCACAAAUUAGACGAAGACAAAAAGGAGAAAAAAUACUAUGACGAAAAGCAUGCUGAAGGAGAAGAAGAAAAACACGGUAAAUUCGAAGAAGGUAAAAAGCACCAAAAAGGCAAUAAGUAUAAAAAAGCUGCUAAAAAGAAGUCCGAACAUGAAGAAAAAUACGGUAAAAAGGAUCAUGGUCACAAGGGCCAUAAAAAGAAAGGUCAUAAGGGCCACAAAAAGAAACACGAGGAAAAGAAAAAAUGGGGUAAUGAACAUGAAAGUGGUAAGAAGAAAGGUGAGGGCGAGAAGAAGAAAUGGAAAAAAUCGGAAAAGAAAAGUAGCGAAGGUGGAAGUGGAGGCCAUGAACAUGAAUGGUAA
Lucilia sericata (common green bottle fly) is the source of this 880-nucleotide messenger RNA. Its product is annotated as cylicin-2. Bases 8 to 880 code for a protein of 290 amino acids. The transcript has a single exon. NCBI's taxonomy places the organism in Eukaryota, Metazoa, Arthropoda, Insecta, Diptera, Calliphoridae. The record is from RefSeq and is a predicted model, not a curated record.